CACCACAAACUGUCAUGUGGCAACAAAAAUACGUGUCUUGAAAGAAGUAUUUCUAAAAUUUAAAUUAAUUUAAUCCAUAUUAACAAAUAUAAAUUCAAAUAGUAAAUAAUUGCUUGGGCGGAUUAUGACACGGACGAAAUAAAAUACCCAAAAGCCCACGGUGAAAAAUUCAGCGUAUCGAAGUGAAAAAUAUGGUAUCAAUAAAAUCCUCAAAGUAGUACACUUUCAAUGAUGCGAUGCUUCCUAGACGACGUCGUACGGGCUCCGACAGCGAGCCGCACGUUCCACUGAAUAACGAGAGUUAUUGGUCACAUUACAAUCAUUCUCCAGCGAAUAAUGCUAUUUACAAUUACGAAGAAGAGGAUUACGUAGAAGAUUACACGGAACCAGACGCAGUCAUGACCGCCAGAGACAGAACUAGUGAAUUCGUAAACACCAUACAAACAUUGCAAGGGCGCAACAUCGCCAGGGCCGUAGCGGCCCGGGACCCCAGGAAAUCCAAAGUAAUACAGAGCCACUCGGAAUUCAUGCUCAUAGCCAGAAACGUUGGGAAAAACAUCGCUAGCACGUACGCCAAACUCGAAAAAUUAACACUGCUGGCAAAAAGGAAGUCCCUGUUCGACGAUCGAACGGCGGAGAUCCAGGAACUGACGUACAUCAUAAAAGGAGACCUCAGCAGCUUGAAUCAGCAAAUCGCCCAAUUGCAGGACGUAUCGAAGAGGCAACGACAGGGCGCUUUGGGGAAGCACCUGCAGUCGCAUUCCAGCAGCGUAGUACUAGCGUUGCAAUCGAAACUAGCCAGCAUGUCUACCGACUUCAAGCAGGUACUGGAAGUCCGAACCGAAAAUCUGAGACACCAGAAAAACCGAAGAGACCAAUUUUCCCAAGGGGGUUUACCACCGCCCAGCGUCCCCUCAUCGACACAAGGAAGCUUGCUGUUGCAAGAAGACGAUCAAGUCAGCAUUAAUUUAGAAAGCACGGCGUUGAUCCCUAAAGGGCAAACCCAAAUGCAGGCUUCGCUGAUGUACGAUCACACGGAUAAUUACCUGCAAAGCAGGGCGGAGACGAUGCAAAACAUUGAAUCCACCAUCGUUGAAUUGGGCGGGAUUUUCCAGCAGCUGGCCCACAUGGUGAAGGAGCAAGAGGAAAUGGUGGAGCGCAUCGACAGUAACGUGGAACACGCCGAAAUCAACAUACAAGCGGCCCACGCGCAGAUCGUGAAAUAUUUCAAAAGCGUCUCUUCGAACAGGUGGCUGAUGAUCAAAGUUUUCGGUGUUCUUAUCGUUUUCUUUAUCAUUUUCGUUGUAUUUUUGGCCUAAUGAAAUUGUUUUAUAUAUGUAGGUUAUUUUGUAUAAAGUAAUAUAUUUCACUUAUACUUA
Phyllotreta striolata is the source of this 1379-nucleotide messenger RNA. NCBI's taxonomy places the organism in Eukaryota, Metazoa, Arthropoda, Insecta, Coleoptera, Chrysomelidae. The record is from the annotation of a GenBank genome assembly.